CCAGAGCCAGGCUCGGUCCCAGUCCCAUGCCGCCAUCCAUCAGCUGCUGGCCUCUGUGCGAUGUUUGGAGCACGAGGCAACCCGUCUCAGGUGCCGGGUGUCCCAGGAACCCCCAGGCACUGUGCAGCGGAAUCCCUGGACCAGCGAUGGCCGGAUACUCCCUACCCACCCCCAGCCCAACCAGCCUAUUCUCGCUUCUUGGGAUGAGAGGAAGAGACGCUCCCGGGACCUCAGGAAAGCCACAGAUCUCCUAGGGGCACAGCGGGUCUGGACUGCUCUCUCAGACGGUCAGACGUACAGCAAGGCAGCGUCACCACCAGAGACCAUCAUGGGGACGCUGACCAGGGGUUUGCUUGACAAUGAGCAGGGGGUCCUUCCUGCUCAACCCCCAGGGCCGAGAGAUAACCGCACCCCAGGCCCAAACUACGGUGGGGAACAGCAGGGGGACCACAGCCUCCCUGGAGGGACAGGCAGCAGGGAAGGCAGACUCCAUCCUCCAGCCUUCUCCAGGGCAGCCCAGCACGGCCUUCCUGGGCGAGGAGAGGAGGGGUCCCCGAGGGAACAGGCCAGUGGAGAGGAGAAGAGGGAGGCUUCCUGUCUUCCCGAAGCAGCCCGAGUGAGGAGUGUUCAUCAGAACAAGUCCCCAAACACUGUGACUGUGGAGUCCAAGGCCACCUGCCGGCAACUGCUGUCCAGAUGUCUCAGAGCCUGGAGGCACUUGGUGCAGAGGCAGAGGGCAGUGGCGCUGGCGCUGGCACUGGGCCGCAGACGGCUGUUGCGAAAGGGCUUUCGGGCACUGCGGUGGGCCCUGCAGCUCCGGGAGGCCUGGCAAGAGGCUGCGUGGGGACGACACACAAAGGCACUGCUGUCCCGGAGCUUCCGAAAGUGGAAAAGCUUGGCCGUGCAGCAGAAACAGGGGCAGCCCUACAACCAGGCUGUGGCAGGACCCCCACCUUCCAGGGGAGGCCAGGACCAAGGCCCCUUCUUGGGAAGAAAGGCAGUGGUGGACCCCACCUGGAGAAGCAGGCCCUGGUGCAUGGGCUGGCACCGUGUGCUGGCACCCUGUUUCUCUUUGGACAACUUCACUCCUAGCCCAGGGAAUCUGGAGGAGGUGGAGGAGGAGGAAGCCUGGAGGAUUCUGUUGUAUCCUGGGCGGAGACCAGAGAGCGAAGACAGGAGACUGCAGAUCCUGCAGGCCCUGCAACAGCUGGCUGUCUUCCUCCUUCGGUGCCAUCAAAAGGAACAGGCCAUGCCAGAGAGGGGGCUCCCCAGGGAGGCCACAGGGAGGACCCAGAGCAUGGAGAAGCCUCCCCAGGCCUGGCGCCCUCAUGCCACAGAUAUGGCCCAGGUGGUCCCACUGGACUCCGAGCACCAGAGAGUCUGGCUGUGCAGGUGCUUCGGGGCCUGGCAGCAGUUCAUGCAAAGAUGGGCCCGGUACCGGGACCACUUGGCUAACUGCCAGGCAGGGACCUUGAGGACGUGCCUGAGACAGUGGGUGCAGAUGAAGCAGCUUCGGGCCUCAGAUGGGGCGAAGGUGACCCAGCUAUCCCUCCAUUGGCAGAAGGCGGCUAAUUUAGUGCUCCGCAGCUCAGCCCCUGAAGCCACCGCAGCCAGCCACCACAGGAUGUUGGCUCAAACCCAGGGACUGCCCCAGAGCUCGCUGCAGGAAUCCUGCCAGAAACUGGCCUUCCUCCGGGUACUGCUGCUCUGGAGAACGAGGCUUUCCCUGCACCAGCGGGCCAACUCCUUGGUCCAGGGCACACGGAAGCGGAUGAUGCGGCACGUCGUGAGGCAGUGGCGCUUGAGGGUGUGGGGUCCAGCCUCCCCUUCAGGCAAGGCCCACGCCUCCUUGGCCUUGGAGCCCCUGGGCAGCAUCCCAGCAGGAGAUGGCUCGCUGGAGAAGCAUCCUCCUCACCUGGAGCCACUGGACAACAACCCAAGGGACCCGGAGAGAAAUGGCUGCCCGCUGGGCCCAGGAUCGGAGAUGCAGGACUGCACUGGGCCUGUGGCGGUGGCGGCUGAUGCAGUUGUAGGAGGUGACACAGUGGACCCAGGAGCAGGACCGGGGACUGGCAUGAGAUGCCCUACACGGCUGGCACUCCCGCUGGCAACGGCAGUGGUUCUUACGAGAAAAGUACCAGAAGUUGGUGCAGAGACACCUCCAGGACCUGCAGAAGGAGGUGUUCCAGGCCUGGCAACAGGCGGCAGCUUGUCAGAGACACAUGGCCCAGCCAGAGCAGCUCCUACUGCAGAGUGCCUGCUGCAGACGCCUAGCCCUGCCCCACCCACUGCAGGACCAGGAGGGCACUGUGACUCUGGGGACAGAGCCCCCAAAGGCCAGUGCGAGACCAGCUGGAAGAGGCUGGGGGGGAAGUACUUACACAGCUGGCGUCUGGAAGUACUGCUUCGCCGACCCCGGGCC
This is a messenger RNA of Tupaia belangeri chinensis (Chinese tree shrew), 2422 nucleotides long. It is a transcript of the gene CUNH1orf167, whose product is annotated as chromosome unknown C1orf167 homolog. The record is from RefSeq and is a predicted model, not a curated record. The annotation marks the transcript as partial. Lineage: Eukaryota; Metazoa; Chordata; Mammalia; Scandentia; Tupaiidae. The transcript has 13 exons.